This is a messenger RNA of Branchiostoma floridae (Florida lancelet), 873 nucleotides long. RefSeq names its product calmodulin-like. Gene Ontology annotation, molecular function: enzyme regulator activity; calcium ion binding. Bases 112 to 558 code for a protein of 148 amino acids. Lineage: Eukaryota; Metazoa; Chordata; Leptocardii; Amphioxiformes; Branchiostomatidae. The transcript is spliced from 3 exons. The record is from RefSeq and is a predicted model, not a curated record.
AAUUCUGGACACAUCCAAGCCGCGCCUACUGUACCGGAAACACCUAAACAUCCUCUCUGCCUUACUUUGUCUGUUCUGUUCCUCUCCAGUUGAUAACAGUGUCGCUACAACAUGGCUGAACACGAUUUUUCUGAGGAGGAUCUGUCUAAGAUCAGGGUCGUGUUUGACGGUUUUGAUGUUGACGGACAGGGUUCGAUCAGCAGUACGGAGCUACAGGCCGCCCUCACCGCCUUGGACGCCAGCACCACCCCAGAGUUCGCUGAAGCUGUGAUGAAGAAUCUGGACGAUGACCACAGCGGUGACCUCUCGUUUGACGAGUUUCUGGACAUGGUGAAGGCCGUAAAGACCAAGCCGCAGGAAGACUCUCUGCUGACCGUCUUCAAAAGCCACGACGCUAGCGGAAACGGCACUCUGAACCGCUCAGAGAUCAGGGGUGCGAUGCGUGAGAGCGGUAUGAAGCUGUCUGACCGGGCCAUCGAUUACCUGGUCAACAAGGCGGACACUUCAGGGGACGGCGAGAUCAACUAUGAGGAGUUCUGCAAGCUGUUGGGUCGCUAGAAUCUCAACGAUUCGAUGUUUCACAGGAAACCAAGCCGUCAUAAGGCCUUAUCUUCCGAUGUAUACUUCCAACAAGGAAGUAGUAAUUAGGCUUUACAGCAGUAAUUUAGAUGAUGUCCCCUUAGGCUGAAAUAUUUCACGACGGUUGCAAAAUUACGAUGUUAAAACACAUGUAGCUACCAUCUUGUUUUGGCCGCGGAACGAUUAGUAAUAAGUUUCUGCAGGUUGAAGAAAACUUGUCACCUCAUACACACAGUUUUCCUAGAAGAAAUAGGAAGUUCUGACUGAAUAAACAACGUCUUAACACUAAUGAAU